AAUCAAUAUACGGUAACACUAAGCACAAUGUGAUUUUAAAAAAAUAUAUAAUAUUGCUAUAAAUAUAUUAGAAACCAAACACAUAACUAAAAAUGGAAUAAGCUUGGACUGUAAAUGUUUUUGAAUAAUAAUGUUAUUAUUCAAGGGUAUGCGACGGGUGAAGACCCAGCUGAAAACUCCUGUUGACUUGGUGCUCAUCCGGUACUCGACGGCUGCCACAAAUUCAUCUCACGAUCAGAAUGGAAGACCUACCACCACCCAGGUGCUGCAAUUGCCAUUGGUAUCCCCACCGGCAGCUGAUUCCUCCUCGGCUUCGUUGGCAAAGCUAAAUAGCCAGCAUUUACCCGAAAACCACACUUCCUGGAUGCCCAGUCCAUACACCGCACCCGGGAAAACACUCAGUCAAUAUAAGAAGCUAUCAAAAUUUCGCCUAACAUCUCUGGUGGUCAUAACGACAGCUGGAGGCUAUGCGAUGGCCCCGGCUGCUUUCGAUCCCGCCUCGUUUGUUAUGUGCACGCUAGGCACCGGGCUGGUUUCGGCGGCGGCCAACGCCAUUAAUCAGUAUCACGAGGUUCCCUUUGAUUCGCAAAUGUCGAGGACCAAGAAUCGGGUACUCGUCACGGGACAAAUGACGCCGUUGCAUGCAGUCACCUUUGCCGUUGUGUCUGCUACCGCUGGCCUGAGUAUGCUGUAUUUUGGUACAAAUGGAUUGACGGCAGCUCUGGGAGCGGGAAAUCUGUUCCUUUACACCACGAUAUAUACGCCGCUAAAGAGGAUUAGCAUUGUGAACACGUGGAUUGGCUCAGUGGUGGGUGCCAUACCGCCGCUAAUGGGCUGGGCUGGAUGUGCCGGCACCUUAGAUGCCGGAGCAAUGAUACUGGCGGGAAUACUGUACGCGUGGCAGUUUCCUCACUUCAAUGCUCUGUCGUGGAACCUUAGGCCGGAUUACUCGCGUGCCGGCUAUCGAAUGAUGGCCGUUACCAAUCCGGGCUUAUGUCGGCGGACAGCCCUGCGGUAUUCGGUAGCUAUUGCUGGACUUUCGGUCAUGGCACCGGUCCUUGACGUCACGAACUAUUGGUUUGCUUUGGAAACGCUACCUUUGAACGCUUACUUCGCAUAUCUCGCGUAUAAAUUUCAUGAAAAGUCAGACAGCGGGACCUCGCGAAAGCUAUUCAGAUUUUCUUUAAUCCACCUGCCAGCUUUGAUGCUACUGUUCUUAGCUAACAAAAAAGAGUGGUUCUUCGGCAAGUCGGCGAGCGAAGAGAAGAAAAAGGAGUCAAGCUAUCUGGCUCUAAAGCAGUCGGCGAGUAGUCUGGGCAAUGUACUGCCUGUCGCUGUGGCCGAAGAAGGACCCAGAUAGUCUAGCACCCCAAUUUAUACGCGAUGUUAAGCUACGAAAUAUACUUAACAUGUUUUGCAACUUGUAUAAAAUAGUCAUAAAAUAUAAAAUAAAGCGUACCUUUGUGUUGCAAAGCUUUUUUGAUUUUAAGAAUAAAUUGUGACAACUUA
Messenger RNA from Drosophila serrata, 1509 nucleotides. It is a transcript of the gene Cox10, whose product is annotated as Cytochrome c oxidase assembly factor 10. Gene Ontology annotation, biological process: heme A biosynthetic process. The record is from RefSeq and is a predicted model, not a curated record. Gene Ontology annotation, cellular component: membrane; mitochondrion. Gene Ontology annotation, molecular function: protoheme IX farnesyltransferase activity. NCBI's taxonomy places the organism in Eukaryota, Metazoa, Arthropoda, Insecta, Diptera, Drosophilidae.